AUGUCUCGUAUCUCUACUUCUGCUCACACCACUGCCGUUUUCACCUUUGAUGGCACCAAUCUCCUAUAUGGAAACAUUCCGCGAGUUGAGGCAAAACAGUUGCGAUAUCUCCUAGUACGUGGCUCUGGUCACGUUAUAAGAGGAAAUUACAUGCCGAAAGCAUGGUUUCGAGCACAAUGUGCGCAUUAUGGUCUUCCAACUAGCGAUACUUUGGCUGCUCUCCGUAACCAACUAGAGCUAUUUGUCAACAGCCCACUUCCAGAAGUUCCGAGAGGCCUCGUUAUUCUAGAGGAACAGAAACGAGACGAGUACUCAGCCUCCUCUCGCGCCCUAGGCCUGGGUCUAGAUCUCUUACAGAAGAAUUUUUCAACGAAUCAAUUGCAGAAUGAAUUUGAGCAAAAUGAAGAACCUAUCUCUCCAGGUUUCUCAGGUGAAACGAGGGAAGCCCAGCAUACUAUUUCAACAAAGAUCGCUCAACCCCUUGCCGACGACACUAACCUGUGCUCGACCCCGAUAACCAAAUCCCCGAAGAAAUUAUCUCUUCCACGAGCAAAAAUCUUCGCAGUGGCGAAAUUCAAGAAAUCGGUGCGAUGGGACCCCGUAUUGGCAGAGAAUGCCCUCCAGGAGAUUAAGCUUAGGAUGGGGUCAGAACCGACUAGCGAGACAGAUACUGAUAGUGACAUCGAAAAUGAUCCGUUUACCUCGAGUAGGUUUAGGGCGCUUGGCUCCCGAUCCUCUCGCGGCCCACUCACUCACUGGCCCCAAAGUCUUGCGCCCCUGAUCGCAGAUGUGGUGUCCGGUCGUUGGGAGCUUUGCGUGACGGAUCAUACCAUAUCGCCUCUUCCCGCACCGUGGCGCACUGCAUCGCCCAAGUGGCUCAAGGGAGACAUGGACGUACGACUUACUGCAGACGGAAGAUCCCUCACCGGCAAUUUCGCGCUCCUGGGUUUGAAUGGAAAGUUCAAAUCGGAGAAGUGCAGACUGUAUGAUGGUGGAAUUGGUAUAUGGAUUCGGUUCGUAGCACGGAUGCCUAUUACUACCACAAAACCUAUCCGACACCAGGGGCACGAAGAGCAUAACUUGGCGUUUGGACCUUCCGAGACUCAAUACGGGUACCUGAGGUUUCGUGGCGGAAAUAAAGUCUGGGGCAUGUUGAGAUGUCGGAAAUAUGGAAAACUCGAUUUUGAUGGUGUAAGGACACAGGAGCCAGUGAACAUGGUAUCCUAUUGA
Messenger RNA from Rhizoctonia solani, 1230 nucleotides. RefSeq lists its product as uncharacterized. The transcript has 2 exons. The record is from RefSeq and is a predicted model, not a curated record. The coding region runs from base 1 to 1230 and encodes 409 amino acids. NCBI's taxonomy places the organism in Eukaryota, Fungi, Basidiomycota, Agaricomycetes, Cantharellales, Ceratobasidiaceae.